AUGCGCCCAUUUGAAGGUGCCGACUCGACUUUCAAGUGGGGCAGCAUCACGUAUCAAGAUUUCGCCGACGCCGUGUUCGCCGCAGCUGCUCAUUGGCGCAAAGAGCUGUCGGAACAGGGCCUUCAACCCGGCGACACUGUUGGGAUGUGGCUGAAGGGAUCGCACUGGACCGAUCUUGCACACAUCUACGCCGUGUCGGCGGCAGGCUAUGUCCCCGAAGUCUUUGGUCAAGCAUUCUCCGCCCUGUUCGUGCACGACCUUCUAGAGUUACACCAUGCGCAGGUCGUAAUCGUGGACGACUCGUUCAAGAGCCUUGUGGCAGACUUCCGCUUGUUAGGCUCUGCCAUCGGGGUACUCUCCCUCCCAACUCUCGCCUCCCUCUCUCCCGCCCAGGAGCUUUCUGCACUACUUCCAGACGUACAGGGGGACGACGUUGCGAUGAUCUUCCACACGAGCGGUACCACGGGCGGACGCCCGAAGCCCGUCCCGCAGACCCACCGCUGGCUCGUCGCGGAAGCGGAAGUCACCUGGAAAGGUGUGAUUCAGGUGCACCCCGACGGCCAACACGUCUUCAACAACAUCGGCAGCUUCUCAUCCAUAGGCGCCGCUUCAUGUGUCACAUUCAUGGCGUGGUCGGGCGCGUGCCUGACUCAGAGCUCGGGGCGCGAGAUCACGCCGGACGAGUUCCUGGGCAUGGUGCGGGAGUGCGGCUUGAACUUCCUGCUCCAGUACGCACCCUGGAUGGCGAAGCUGAUCAAGGCCGCGCGGGACCGCGCGGAUAUUUUCGACGCCCUGCGCGGCCUGCGCCAGAUAGCAUACACCGGCGCCACGCUCGAUCCUGCAGACGAGAAGUGGGCGCUCGAGCACGGCGUCCCGCUCACGCCAAUGUACGCGAACACCGAGUGCGGUCCACUGAUGGUCGCUCGCUUGAGCUCUGGCAACUCGUAUCUCCAGCCGAUCGCGCACGCGAAGGGCAAGCUCGUCCCCGCUGGAGGGGAAGGCAAAGCAUCCGCCACCGGGGCGCUGCAGCUGUACGACUUCUACAUCGGCGCGGAGUCCGCAACGUGCCCGCACACGUCCAUCCGUAAUCGCCCGGACGGACAUGUUACGGGGGACCUGUUCGAGGAGGUCGAGCCUGGAUGUUACGUUUUCCGUGGGCGCAGCGACGACUGGAUUCGCACUGGCGGCAAUCCGGCAUUCUGCGACACGAAGGCCAUCGAAGAGAACGUGAUGAAGACGUGCGGGGACCUCGUCCACAGCUGCGUCGUGAUCGGUCACCAGCGUGUUUGUCCUUUGCUUGUCGUGGAGCUCCUGGCAUCAGGCAUCGACGCGGCCGACGACCCCACGCACACGGCUGUACGGAACGAGAUCCUGGAGCGUACCGCGGCGUUCAACUCGCGUCUGUUCCCUCAUGAGAAGAUUACCAACCCCCGAUGCAUUCUUGUCGUUCCCGAGGGCUCUCUUCCGCGGACCACUGAGAAAGGAAACGUCAGGAGGAAAGCGACGGAGCAGCAGUUCCAGGACAAAGUGGACGCGAUUUAUGCGUCUUUGGUGUAA
Epithele typhae is the source of this 1557-nucleotide messenger RNA. Its product is annotated as acetyl-CoA synthetase-like protein. The record is from RefSeq and is a predicted model, not a curated record. The coding region runs from base 1 to 1557 and encodes 518 amino acids. NCBI's taxonomy places the organism in Eukaryota, Fungi, Basidiomycota, Agaricomycetes, Polyporales, Epitheliaceae. Gene Ontology annotation, biological process: fatty acid metabolic process. The transcript is spliced from 9 exons. Gene Ontology annotation, molecular function: medium-chain fatty acid-CoA ligase activity.